Messenger RNA from Giardia duodenalis, 627 nucleotides. Its product is annotated as Transmembrane domain-containing protein. The transcript has a single exon. Lineage: Eukaryota; Fornicata; Diplomonadida; Hexamitidae. Bases 1 to 627 code for a protein of 208 amino acids. The record is from RefSeq and is a predicted model, not a curated record.
AUGAUACAGCUGAGUACUGCCGUUCUUGGCCUAUGGGGAUUUAUCAAGGAUCUGCCAGAAUAUUACAAGACCGUUUCCUUUAAGGACCCCCUCUGCGCCGUCAUACUCAGCAUACACGCAGUGAUGAUCGUAGGGCUUAUAUUGUCAAUGAAGUCAGCUCUAGGGUCCUUGGUGAUUAUAUUCAUCCUCCUGGGUUUCUCUUAUCUCACGUCUUGGAUAGACGAAUUCCUGCGCAGCAACGUGGCUCUACUUUUGGAGAAAAAGUACAUUUCAACAGACUACUUCUUUGUCAAAGGGAAGUUCGUAGCGGCUGUUUGGACCGUGCCAAUCUUCUUUUACACGGUAUUUUUCUCGUUGUGUCUCAUCUUAACACUCUUGAAGGAGAUAUUACAAGAGUGUAGGAAAAGAACUAGCAAGGCUGGAUCCUCGCGCAACUCAAGGCACGAGGAAACAGAGGGUGAAAUGAGCGGUUCACGCACCACGGAGAAGAGCGCAGCAAAUAAUAUACAUAUGCAUGGCUCAACGUCCUCUCCUAAUGAACAUAGUAGACACGACAAGCAUCAUGGUGGACAUAACAAGCACUACGCCGGACACGGGACACAUGCCAAUCAUAAGCAUGGAAAGUAA